Molecule: messenger RNA, 555 nt
Organism: Lachancea lanzarotensis
Lineage: Eukaryota; Fungi; Ascomycota; Saccharomycetes; Saccharomycetales; Saccharomycetaceae
Product: LALA0S02e08372g1_1
Exons: 1
Coding region: 1-555 (184 amino acids)
Source: RefSeq, a predicted model, not a curated record
AUGUCUUCAUCCUCUGCUCUACGUCGCCUUGUGGCACUAGUAUUUUUUUUGGUCCUUGGAACUCAAUUGUGUGAGGCCGCCCCGUACGAAUCCUCACACCAUGGUGGACGACCACAUUCGCCUUACUACCCGGUGGGAAGAAACGAAACCAACCCCCACUCUGUUACCGUUAUUAUCACUGCCAACUUAACAAUCGAUUUCCCAGGAUUUUCGCUAUCCAAGACCGAAAAGAUUAUCGAAUACGUUCUGCGGGAUCCAAGCGAAUACAUCACCGAACUCUGGGACCAAUACCAAAGUGCUAAGAAAUCCCAGGACCUCGUGAGCGGAUUCGAAUCCUACCUACAGCUCAUUUCGUUGCAGGACUCGAAGGGAAACCUGCUUGAAGACAUUUUAACUGACUUAGAGCUCUACUCUCAAUAUGUGAACCCUCAAAUUGUCGGUGUUGUGAGUAAGCAAGUGGUGGAAAAGGAGUCAAAGCUACCAGGCGAACAGUUGUUCGCUUUAAUUCUAAACGUUUUGAAAGAGGGCAAGCAAAAAAUAGGCUGGCCUUUUUGA